This is a messenger RNA of Dreissena polymorpha, 3894 nucleotides long. Its product is annotated as protein FAM126B-like. Bases 145 to 1746 code for a protein of 533 amino acids. Lineage: Eukaryota; Metazoa; Mollusca; Bivalvia; Myida; Dreissenidae. The transcript has 12 exons. Gene Ontology annotation, biological process: protein localization to plasma membrane; phosphatidylinositol phosphate biosynthetic process. The record is from RefSeq and is a predicted model, not a curated record. Gene Ontology annotation, cellular component: plasma membrane.
CCGACCGGAAGUAGUAUUCUGCAAGUUUUGGGAAAGCGUUUCAUCGACUGCGAUCAAAAUCUACGAAGUGACAGUUGUCAAAAUCAAUUAAAUAAGACUAAUUUGUCAAUUUGAGUUUUGAUGUAACAUGUAAAGCAUUCCAAGAUGGCCCAGCGAAUAGUGAAGGAUUGGUUGUCUGAAUACAAAGUGCUGUCAGCAGAAGAGGUGCACAGUUAUGCUGCCUCAGUGAGACAUAAUGGGGAGUUAAUUGAUGGCCUGCUGGCACUAUUUGAUGAUGAGCCAGACAUUGAGGUGCUGGACCCAGUGUGUAACCAACUGUUUGAGUUCUAUCGUUCAAAGGAAAGGGAGUUGCAAUUAUUCUCGCUUGAGCUCAUCCCUUCAUUGAUAUGGUUGUACUUGUCCUACAUCAGCAAGGGACAGAAAUCUAAAUGUGGUGGGGUGGAGACGUUCCUUUUGGCAGUGUAUAACUUGGAGGUGUGUAAUUCAAAUGGCAAAGCCAAGAUCAAUGAUGUUCGAGUGCCAGUGCUCAACAAAUCAUCCAUUUACCACGAGGCCCAGAACCUCAGCCUGUCCCCAAUCACGGAGAGCACCCUGGCACGAUUUAACGCUGAGGAGAGCCUGCUCAGGGACGGACCACGGCCGCAGUUGGAGAACAUCAACGGUCAGAACAGGGCCAGCGUUCUCGCCUACCUCCUCCAGUGUUACCAUGACAAUGUGGCGCUGUUGUCUGCACGCUCGCAUAAGGUCUUCAGUAAGAUGUGCUCAAGGAUAGUAACAGUAGGGUUUCCAGCGCGAAUACCCAGCGACUGCAAUCUGGACCAUCUGGUGGCCCAGUCAUCUUGUACACUGGACACUGUUGUGUUGUCCACAUCGUCAGCCAAUCAUGUUGGGGAGUUGGAGCCACGGAUCCAAGUUGGACCGGCUGUGCUGAUAGAGAUGCUCAGUUCCCUGUACUUCAUCAUGUUCAAUGGUCAGACUGGGCCAGGCAUACAGGCAGUGGUGGACAUUCACAAUAGAGCAGAGUAUGAGCUCUACUCUGAUGUUUUACUGGUUACUAAUGCAAUCGGGAAUUCGCUGCGUGAAAACCCAUCAGGUCAGCACGAUGACAGCUCCAUCGGACUCAGUCUGGCCUUGCCAACAUCAUCAUCCAACUACACGCUGUCCAAGUCGGCCAUCACGAAUGCCUCUUUUAGAACUAAGAAAUUACCCGACGACAUUCCAAUGCAGCCAGAUGAGGCUGGCAAGUUGCCAACAAUUGUAGAGGACGAAUCCCCCAUAAAGCCAACAAAGCCUGUGAAACAGAAGCCAGCAAAGAAGGAAAAGUCGAUGGAGAAGUUACGAGCCAAGGAGCUUAGAAACGCUUCCAAUGCAAAUAAUUCCAGUAUUAGCAAUGGGGAUUCUUCUAUCGAUAGCGUAAAUGUCAGCAUUGUGAAAGGCCAGCAUAGGAGCGGGGUAGAUACAAUAGAACUCAUGCCACUCGCAAAAACGAAGGACGCAUCUGAUGCCUCUUCUUCGCCCUUUACCGGGAAACAUUCCUCUGGGGUGGCGGUCAAGUCAACGCCAUCUUUGAAAACAAGUGCUGUGAAUAAGGAUGGUAAAAGUGCCAAGAUGGGUGCAGAGUCGAUGCCCUCUGCGAAAACUAGCAUUGUAAAUAAGGAUGUCAAGAAUACUAAGAUGGCGGUCGGACAUUCGAGGAACCUCUCUGGAGGUUCUGUUGGCUCAGAAAACUUUAGCACUGACCUUUGACCUCAUGAAUAGUUAUACACAUGUACCAUUGAUUUUGUGUCAAGGUAUUUAAGGUAUUUGACCUAGUGUUAGGCCAUAAGUUAGUUUCUUUAUUUAGAUUUGGGCAUCCUUUCAGGACCUUUUUAUGCCCCUGAAGGAGGGCAUAUAGUGAUCGCACUGUCCGUCUGUCCUUCCGUCACGCUUUUGCGUUAAGGUUUCGAAAAAUGCUCAUAACUUCUAUGCCGCUUCAGAUGUAACCUUCAUAUUUGGUAUGCAUGUGUAUAUGGAAAAGGCCUUUCCAUACGCUUACAAAAUUUGAGCCCUCUGACCUUGACCUUGAACUUAGCGUCCGCGUUUAGGUUUAGAAAUCUGCGUUUAGGUUUCAAAAAGUGUUUUUCGGGGCAUAUGUCUUCUGAUGGAGACAGCUCUUGUUUCAGGACCUUUUGUCAAUUGUGUAAGCUCAUUGCUUUGUUUCUUGAUUUCAAUAUGGACAUCCUUUCCUAAACUUACGAAUAAAGAAUAGCCUAGGACUCGUGAACAAACACGUGUUUGUUUGAGAAAUAUUGUGAGAGUACUAGGAUUUUGAAAUUAAUUUUUAUCAAAUUAACUCUAUAUACAGAUAUUUAAACUUGUUUCAAAAUAUUUCGAUAUAUUCAUCAAUAUCUGUUUCAUGCACAUGUGCUAUACAUAGAAAUCAAUUAAGAGAGGCAUAUUAACCCUUCCCCACUCAGAAGCGAAGUGAAAAUGGCUGUGUGCAAACAGCAUAAAACCAGAACAGCCUGCAAGUUACUCACAGUCUGUUCAGGUUUUAUGCUGUUUGCUGCUCAUCAGUAUAUAAGGGUUUGAAAUGUGCCUUUAAAACAUGAAACUAUUGAAAAAAGAAAGGUUAAUAAAAUUUAAGUUUCUAAGGGACUACAAAUACGUAUCUAAGUGGUAAAGGGUUAAGUAAGAUGGCCUUCGUCUGCCCACAGACAGCUUAGAACAUUGCAAAAAUAUAAAGCCAAUACCCAUUACAGUCAACACGGAAUACAUUUUUGAAUUACCAUUAUGCAAUGAACUUGUUAGACUUAAUCUUCAGUUAUGGUAUUUAGGUCUAAUGGGAUGCUUUUAUGAUAAAGAUAGAAAUCGAGUUUUGGUUGUAAAAGAGAAUUAUUUAUUUUGCUGUACAGUGUUGUUUAUUGUUGGACUGUUCUACAAAUGUGAUUGUAUGCAUGAACAAAAUGAUUUAGUGCUAACGAUAAAAGGUAUUAUAUGGAUUUAUCAUACCUCGCUGUUAUAUUAUUUUAAGCCUUGCUUGAUAUAUUACAAAAAGAUCAGGCAGUAACCUGUUAUUCUCUAUAUAUCAUAUAAACUGAACAUUAGCAAUUCAAUAAUAAUGCAAAUAUUAUCUGCAAAUGUUUAAGUUGACAUAAACAUUUAGCUUGCUUUACAUAUCUAUCUGGCAUGUCUUAUAUACUAAUGUUAUGUUUAUGUAAGUCACGUUUUUAUGCCCCCGAAGGAGGGCAUAUAGUGAUCGCACUGUCCGUCUGUGCGUUUAGGUUUCGAAAAAUGCUCAUAAUUUCUUUGUCGCUUCAGAUGUAACCUUCAUUUUGGUAUGCAUGUGUAUAUGGACAAGGCUUUUCCAUGCGCACACAAAUUUUGAACCCUGUGACCUUGACCUUGAACUUAAAUCGGCGUUUAGGUUUCGAAAUCUGCGUUUAGGUUUUGAAAAAUGCUCAUAACUUCUAUCAAAGUGUUUUUCAGGGGCAUAUGUCAUCCUAUGUAGACAGCUCUUUUUGUCAAUUUGUUUUAUAUUCCCACAACCCCCACACCUGUAUAAAAAGUAAAUGGGGGUGUACUGAAAUCACAAUUGAAGUCUGUCCGUCUUUCUGUAGGGACACAAUUGUCUUGAACGUGUUCUCCCACACUGUAUAAAUUCUAUAUCAAACUUGCAUGCUCUGUUCCUUAUGAUAUGAAGCUGUUCAUGUACUAUUUAGUAUCAUCCUACUUUAACAAGUAUAACAGUAAUGCCCCAUUUUCAACUUUGAGGUUCUUAAUCAUCUUGCUACAUAUUACAACAUGUGAUGUUGGGAGAUAUUAUUUGUUUCUAUUGUGACAAACUAUAGGUUUACAUCUUAAAUAUUAUUUGUAUUCUUUUGUUGUAAUAAGUCCAUUGUUGUCAUGCAAUGU